UCUUUAAAACGCGACGGAGUGAGCAACAUGAAGCCGUUGCUCCUAGUGUUGGCCCUUUGUGGGGCCCAAGUCCAUGCUCACUCUGUGGGUAUACGGCCCGAUUAUAACGACAAUAGCGACGAGUAUACCAGAAUCAAUUGGCUCCCCGAGCCGCUAAAGCCACUUCCUUGGCAGUCGGAGACCCGAUAUGCACAACAGCCCCAAGAAGCUGUGGUUCAAGUGCCUGAAGUCGGACAGAUCUUGGGAAUUAGUGGCCAUAAAACCAUUGCCAAUCGCCCAGUGAACGCUUUCUUGGGUAUACGGUAUGGUACGGUUGGAGGCGGCUUGGCGCGCUUCCAGGCGGCACAACCGAUUGGAUACCAGGGACGAGUUAAUGCCACCGUCCAGAGCCCAAAUUGUGCCCAGUUUCCGGAGCUCGAUCGCCUGAGGUUGUCUGAAUCCCGGGGAGAAAACGUCGACGACUGCCUUACCUUGGACAUCUACGCACCCGAAGGCGCCAAUCAGCUGCCCGUUUUGGUCUUUGUUCACGGUGAAAUGCUCUUCGACGGAGGCUCUGAGGAGGCCCAACCUGACUAUGUUCUGGAAAAGGAUGUGCUGUUGGUCUCCAUCAACUACCGACUGGCUCCAUUCGGCUUCCUAAGCGCUUUAACCGAUGAGCUUCCUGGAAACGUCGCCCUUUCCGAUCUGCACUUGGCUCUUGAGUGGCUGCAUCGCAAUCUGGUCUACUUCGGUGGCAAUGAGGGACAGGUGACUCUAGUGGGUCAGGCUGGUGGUGCAACAUUGGCUCACGCCUUGAGCCUUAGCGGUCGUGCCGGCAAUCUCUUCCAGCAGCUGAUCCUGCAGUCGGGCACCGCCUUGAACCCCUACCUGAUUGACAACCAGCCACUUGACACCUUAAGUACCUUCGCCCGUCUUGCUCGCUGCCCACCACCACCCAUUAACCCAUUCCCACAAGGACUUAGGCCCCUAUACGAUUGCCUCGGCCGACUGCCCACCUCCCAGCUGGUGGCGGCCUUCGAGCAGCUGUUCCUCCAAAACGAGCACCUCGGGCUCACCCAACUGGGUGGCUUCAAGCUUGUGGUUGGCGACGCUCUGGGCUUCCUACCAAGCCACCCAGCCGCACUAGCCACCAACAGCAGCCUUGCUCUGCCCAUGAUUAUCGGGGCCACAAAGGACGCAAGUGCGUUCAUCGUGUCGCGAAUCUAUGACCAGCUCGCACGCCUGCAGUCUCGCAAUGUGAGUGACUACAUCGACGUUGUCCUGCGCCACACAGCGCCGCCCAGCGAGCACCGCCUCUGGAAGCAGUGGGCACUGCGCGAGAUCUUUACUCCGAUCCAGGAACAGACGGCUAGUCUGCAAACAGUGGCUGCUGGUCUGAUCGAGCUUAGCAACUACAUCCUGUAUCGUGCCCCCGUGAUUAACUCCAUCAGUCAGUCAUACCGCUCCAUCCCGGCCUACCUGUACACCUUCGAUUAUCGCGGAGAACACCGUCGGUUCGUAAACCUGUCCAACCCUCUUCCCUUCGGAGUAGAUGCCUCGCUCAGCGAUGACAGCGUAUAUUUAUUCCCCUAUCCAGCCGAGGUUAGUCGCCUGAACCCCUCGGACAGGUCGAUGUCUCGUGCCUUGGUCACCAUGUGGGUGAACUUUGCGACUACUGGCGUGCCCAAUCCUAAUUCUGGUGUAUGGCCGCAGGCUACCUCCGAGUACGGCCCCUUCCUUCGCUUCACAAAUAAUCAGCAAAAUACGCUUGAGCUAGAUCCGCACUUUGGCGAGGGAAUUUACUUGCCAAAUCAUAGAGUGAGCUAUAAGCCGACGACUAACUUUUUACCUCCGAUUACCACCACGACCACCACGACCACCCCAACAACCACCACUACCAGUCGUCCAUACGCCUACAACCCGUACGCCAAUUGGCAAAACAGGCCUACUCAGCAGCAUCCGAAUUGGCAUCCUGCGGAUCCGGAAUACGUUAGAGCACAGGAAGCUCGUCAGCAAGAGUUCAUCCGUGAGAGGGAGCAGCGUAGGUGGGAGCAACAGCUGAGAGACCAACAGCGUCAUCCUCAGCAGGAGCCACGUGAGCAGCAAGACGAGCGAAUUCGUCAGCAACAAGAACGAGAAGAGUAUGAACGCGAGCAGCAAGAGCGAGAGCAACGAGAACGAGAGGAGCAAGAACGUCAGCAGCGAGAACGAGAGCAAGAGCAACCAGAACAACAGCCCGAAUAUAAUCCUGAACCAGAAAACCCGUGGGGUUAUCCGGAACGAGAGCCACAGCCAGAAGAAAAUCCGGAAGAUGGACGACUACCAUAUCCCUCAUACGAACAAUAUGGUCCUGAAGGCAAAGAAAAUCUCCCCGAAUCCGAUGCCAAUCGCAACUACAGUGAGGAAGACCGUGAGCAACAACAGCGCGAGCAACUGCGUCGCGAGCAGCAGGAACAGCAAGAGCGAGAAUAUCAAUUGCAAAUGGAACGUGAGCAGCAAGAGCGCGAACAGCAGGAACGUGGUCAGCAGGAACCUGGUCCUGAAGAACACCCUAGCUACGAAGAAUAUAGUAGAGAGCAAGAGCAAGAGCGUGAGCGACAGCAGCAAGAAACAUUGCUUCAAGAAAAUCACCAGUAUCCCGAACAAAGUUUGCCAGAGGAACAGCCAACCCACCCCAACUACGAAGACUAUGAUGCCGACCAAAGCUAUGGCGAGGAACAGGAGCGCGAGCAAGAGCGAAGGGAUCAGGUUGAACAGGAAAGAGAGCAACAGCCUGGCGAGGAGUACGAGAGAUCACCAGAUGAGGAAGAGGCAGCAGAACAGGAUGUUCUUAAGGUUGAGGAUUUCCCCAGCUAUGAGGCAUACCUGGAGGCCGCAAUCAAGCUCCGCGAGGAGCAAGAGGAACAAGAAAAAUUGGAGGAGAUACGUUAUAGGGCCCAGCAGGAGGAAGAGGACCGCAUUCAGGCAGAGAGGGAACGCAAUUCUCACAACUAAGUAACCAAAUCAAUGGUCCAUAUUAUAAUCAUGUGAAACCACCUUUCAUAAUAAUUUUUAUACACAACUCAAACUUAAAAAUUUACCACGCUUUGGUAUCUAUAGAAAUAUGUAUAUCGAAAGCUAUUGUUUUUGAAUAAAUACAUUUUUGAAUUACCGCUUA
Molecule: messenger RNA, 3136 nt
Organism: Drosophila sechellia
Lineage: Eukaryota; Metazoa; Arthropoda; Insecta; Diptera; Drosophilidae
Gene: Glt
Product: Glutactin
Exons: 2
Coding region: 28-2973 (981 amino acids)
Source: RefSeq, a predicted model, not a curated record